Molecule: messenger RNA, 435 nt
Organism: Capronia coronata CBS 617.96
Lineage: Eukaryota; Fungi; Ascomycota; Eurotiomycetes; Chaetothyriales; Herpotrichiellaceae
Exons: 2
Coding region: 1-435 (144 amino acids)
Source: RefSeq, a predicted model, not a curated record
AUGGCCCCUGUUGCUGCCGUUCUUUGUGGCAGAGUGCCUCACCAUGUCGAGUAUAUGGUCAAAAACCUGUUGCCAAAGAUCGAAGUUGUUCUUGCUUGCACCACGGUCGAUGCCGCCGUGAUGGAGAUACCAGCCCUUCUCAAAGGCAGCGUGAGCGCGCCUUCUUCCGGACUCGGUACCAAUGCCGAAGGCUCCAACAGAUCGGACGUGGGCUUGAUCAUAGUAGGCGGGGGUUACUCGCCAGAGGAGUUCCAACGGAUCCGCGCCGCCGUUGAGGCUGUCAAGGCGGUGCCAUUUUUCGUCGCCGAUACCAGCAAGACCCCAGCUGGCGCAGGCCCUCCUUCGACAGAGGUCAUCAAGAAGAGAAUCAUGGAGAGCAUCGAGGCUGAGGAGAAAGGAGAGGGAGAGUGGGCUCCCGGGGUGUACAAGUUUUGA